AUGCACUUUACCACUGCUUUACUAUCCAUACUUGCCAUCUUAGUCUCCGCAAAAUGGUACGACCGGGAUGCAAAAGACAGCAUUAUGCAAGAGCUAGGCGCGAACCUAUCGCCCCACGCAGAGAUGAUACUAGAAAGCGACGACAUGCUUGCCAACAAGACGAAGCCAUGGCAAGCGUGGGCGGCGCCGCAGUUCCGCGCGGUUGAGUAUCACGAUAUCGUGGAGACGGAAAGAGGUUUCUGGACCCGCGGAAUGCAAACCGUGACCGGCGCUGGCGAGUGCGUAGGCCUCACUGCCAUCGCGCUGGGCGGCGGCCACGGCUCCCUGCUAGGCUACUAG
Molecule: messenger RNA, 339 nt
Organism: Paraphaeosphaeria sporulosa
Lineage: Eukaryota; Fungi; Ascomycota; Dothideomycetes; Pleosporales; Didymosphaeriaceae
Exons: 2
Coding region: 1-339 (112 amino acids)
Source: RefSeq, a predicted model, not a curated record